Molecule: messenger RNA, 1059 nt
Organism: Aspergillus uvarum CBS 121591
Lineage: Eukaryota; Fungi; Ascomycota; Eurotiomycetes; Eurotiales; Aspergillaceae
Product: phosphoenolpyruvate hydrolase family protein
Exons: 2
Coding region: 135-974 (279 amino acids)
Molecular function (GO): catalytic activity
Source: RefSeq, a predicted model, not a curated record
AGCAAAUUCCGUGAACACUUCUAGGACCCUUCAAUAAAUAGGUCUGUACCGUCAGGUUAAAUCUGUAUCACUGCAAUCUGCCUUUUCUUUCUUUUUCGACAUUCUAGGAGUGCCAAGCUUAUCUUCCUCUAAAAAUGGUUUCAAAUUCCUCUCGCGGCGCGAUCAUCGCCCACUUACGCCGUCAAAUCGAGAAUGGGAAACCCAUAAUUGGGGCUGGAGCCGGUAUCGGUCUUUCCGCAAAAGCGGUAGAGGCUGGAGGCGGUGACCUCGUCAUCAUUUACAACAGCGGUCGAUUCCGAAUGGCAGGCUGUGGGAGUCUUGCGGGACUGAUGCCAUACAGCAACGCCAAUGAAGUAGUUGUCGAGAUGGCCGCCGAAGUCAUUCCCGUUGUUCAGAAUAUUCCCGUAAUUGCGGGUGUUUGUGGCACGGAUCCAUUCAAGAUAAUCCCAAGGUUCUUGAAGCAGCUGCAGGAUCUGGGGUUUGCAGGAGUGCAGAACUUUCCAACGGUUGGGCUCAUAGACGGCCAGUUCCGCGCCAAUCUCGAGGAGACGGGCAUGGGUUACGAAAAGGAAGUUGAGAUGAUCCGACAUGCCUCAGAGUUGGGCCUCCUGACAACUCCUUAUGUUUUCAAUGUGAAUGAGGCCAAGGCGAUGACAGAGGCGGGUGCCGACAUCUUGGUUGCACAUAUGGGUCUGACGACUUCGGGGUCGAUAGGGGCAAAGACCGGAAAAACAUUGGAACAAUGUGUGACAGAAAUUCAGGAAAUUCGGAAUGCAGCCGUGCGGAUCAAUGAAGACAUCAUUGUACUUUGUCACGGCGGGCCAAUUGCUGCUCCCGAAGACGCGAAGUUUGUGAUGGACCGGGUGCAGGGUUUGCAUGGCUUCUAUGGGGCCAGUUCAAUGGAGCGACUCCCUGUCGAAGUGGCAAUUAAAGACACAACAACACAGUUCAAAAGCAUCGGUUUACGGAAAUGAUGCAAUUUCGAUGUUCAUCUCCGAAGUCUGAUACCUCACGGGUAGUUUACUUUAGAGUCACCUUCGCCUCGGAGCUUAGAAUAGC